Molecule: messenger RNA, 1761 nt
Organism: Thecamonas trahens ATCC 50062
Lineage: Eukaryota; Apusomonadida; Apusomonadidae
Exons: 1
Coding region: 1-1761 (586 amino acids)
Source: RefSeq, a predicted model, not a curated record
AUGACCGAGUACGGUGAUGCAGCAGCCCUGUUUGGCCUCGGUGGCUGGCAAGGCGACGAGGCCGGCGCGGCGAUAGGCGGCGGAAGCGACUCGGCAUCGGCCGGUGACGGCGCGGCGAUCGAGGGGAGCAGCAGGGGGCGACCAGCUGAGCCUCCGCCUGCGCAUGCGCUUGCGGCGGGCCAGGCUGUGUGGCGGAGCGUGUUUGGUCGCAGCGAGUCGGGCUUGUGGUCCAGGCUCGAGCCGGUCCUCCUCGCUGCCCUCGAGUCGGCCACCGGGCUGGCCAUUGCUCCGGCCGAUGGGGUGGCCUUGGCAAGGAUCCUGACCGGUGGCUCACAGAAUGCACCAGUCGGCACGAUUGUAACCCGCGCUCGCUUCGAUAACGUCGUGCGAUGGCUUGGCCCGCUGCCUGUCCUCGUCCUCCGCCUGCGACAUCUUCUGCAGCGCGGCGGAUGCGCGUGGUUCCAUGGCGAGAUCAGCUCGUCAGCGGCGGCGACCGUGCUCGAUGCCGCCGGUACAGGUCCAGGCACUUUCCUUGUCCGCUUCUCGGUCUCGCAAGCUGCCGAGGGCGGGUACUCGGUCUCACUGCUCGAUGCUGGGGGCGCCGUCCGCCACUACAACGGCCUGCGCUCGCUACACUCGUCGGAUGCAUCAUCGUACAUGAUGUUUGAGAACGCGCUGUACCCCUCGGUCGUCGAUUUUGUCCACUCGGAGAUCGCAAGCAUUGUAGCGUCGACCUUGCCCGCACCAUCCUCGCCGUUGGUCACCAUCGAGCCCACCCCCCUCUACGCCUGCCCGGGCUCGAUCUUUGCUGAUCUUGUGUGGGACGCCGGCGCUCGGCUCGACGCUGCGCCAUUUGCGCUCUUUGCCGCCUAUCCCAACAUGCUGGCUCCACCGCCGUCGCCAUCGAGCCCGUCAAGCCUGCUCCUCGGCUCGCUGUCGAGUUCGUCACUGGCAGGCUCUGAAGAUAGCUCGCGGUCGGGUCAUUCUACUGCGCUCACCAGCGCGCUGGUCAGCGCGGUCGGUCCUGGCGAUCCGGCCGCCGCUGUCCGGCGCCUCGUCACCGCCGUCCGCGAGCGGCUCUCACUCGGCCUCAAAGCUGCCAGCGUCAUGGUCACCACCACCUCGGUUGUGCCUGUCCUGGCUGGUUUCCUUCUUCACUCGCGCGCACCGACCGUCCAGAUCGCCGCCACACACGCCAUCGGCCUUCUUGUGUCGCGCCUCCGGCUCGUGGCGCCGGCUGAUGCCGAUGUCCUCUCUGUCUUGAUUGACCAGGCUCAUGUCCUACAUCUGCCGCGCAUGCUGGCCACCCUCCUUCAGGCCCGGAUCUCCAUCCCAGAGCGUAUGGUGGUGGCCGACACGCUCAUGGCGGUCCUCGGCCUCUCGCCCGUUCUUGUUGAGCAGGCGCUCGCUGACUCGGUUGCUCGCUCCAUCGCUGUAGUUGGAACCAACACCGUUCACCCACCACUCCUUGCCGAGCUCCUCAACAUGCUCACCCUACUGUUGUCCACUCCUGGCGGGCUCGACGUUCUUGCCGCUGCUGGUGCCGUCGACCUCGUCGCCCGGAUCCUUGGCCCCUACCCGGUCCCGCCGUCGCCACCGGUCCCAUCCGCCCGCUUUCCGCCCGCGCCCGCUUUACCGGGCUCGGUCUUCCGCUCGGCUGCCAUUGCCGCCGCCCGUGCCUUUACCGCUGCCGGCCUCUGCGACUGGUCCAUGCUGCCGCCCGAGCUUGCCAACGACGCGGCGCCGCAGGGCUCAGCAUGA